UAGUUAUCAAUAUUAUCUGAUCGAUUAUUUACACUAUCAAAGUGCAUGCUACAAAUAGGCCACUGACGCAUUGCAUAAACACCUGCCUUUGAUGUGGUUAAGGAUGAUGUUUCAGUGGGGUGAUGUUUGGGGCGAUGCUUUUUUUAGCUUGACAGUUAUCAUUUACUAGCUCUACUCGAAACCGAGAUGACGUGGGCGUUUCGUUUCUUGCUCCUGGGGCUCGGCUCCGCAGGGUUCACUCUUCAAAUCUACAAAUACUGCCUAACCACUGACACUAAUGGUAUUUGGAAAGUAGCAGCAGUUUUCUUGACGUUCCUGGGCGCUGUCUUUUCACUCGUGAACUUCCACAUUUCCAGCCUGAGAUGUUCUGAGAGUCAUACUUUACGCAGCCUUCUGGUAAGCUACGUUUGUCAAAACCUGACACGCCUGGCUUAUCCAUUCGUCCUGUAUAAAGUAUCCAAGCAAUGGAAGAAACCGAGGGAAGCACAGAAACAUCGACUGCGUCUACUUACCACCAGAGAUGCAGAAACAGAGUAUGGAAGGAGAUACCAACUUGGACAGAUCAAGACACUUAAAGACCUACAGAGCAAGCAUCCUAUCACGACAUACGACCACUACAGACCGUACGUCCAGAGACUGGCAGACGGGGAGGAAGGCGUUUUCAUCGGGGAGAAGAUCCACAGGUUUGGUAUCACAUCAGGGACUACAGGCGCAGGUAAGCUCAUCCCCUUGACCAAUGAAAUAUACGACGACAAUGAUGUGACUGUACUGAACACAAAAGCCACUGACAGCGCCUUCGGACGACCGAGUCCUCUGCAGCGAGGAUGCAUUCUUUACUGCAAGCCAGCAUCAUUUGUGGCAAAGUCAGGCCUGGAUGUGGCACCUCUAAUAUACUUCAUGGAGAAGGACAAAGAUAUCCUGACUAUCUUGCAGAACGCGCCGUUUGCAGCCUUCCAAAUUACGACCGAUUUCGAAGCCAACUACGUCCAUCUCCUCUUUGGCAUUGCGGACAGAUACCUUCAUUUUGUGUACGGCGGGUUCACGUCAAUUACUUACCGGGCAUUUCGGCUUCUAGAGGACAACUGGGAGCAGAUGCUUCAGGACUUGGCAACAGGAACACUGAAUCCGAAGCUCAACAUCGAGGACGAAAUCAGGCAUCAACUAGAAGAGGCGCUUGUACCAGCUCCAGCCCGUGCUGAUCAGCUAAGGGUCGAGUUCUCCAGGGGUUUCCAUGGUAUUGUGUCGAGGAUCUGGCCUUUUCUGCACUACAUCUUUUGCGUUGACGUAGCUGGCUACGGCAACAAACUUCGAGAAGGUUACGCCAAAGGAACACCAAUCUUUACUGGAGCUUAUGGUUGUACAGAAGCUCUGCUUGGCAUCAAUCUCUGGGCUGACGAAGACCCCAAGUAUGUGCUGGUACCAGCUAAAGUCGUGUACGAGUUCAUCCCUGAAGAAAUAUGCCAGGAAAAGCACCCUUCGCAAAUCUACCUCAUCGACGAAGUUGAGGUUGGUAAGAGAUAUGAACUCAUGGUGACGGUUCCGUGUGGUUUCUUCCGCUAUCGCUUUGGUGAUGUGGUGGAAGUGGUGGACCUAUAUUACAACUGUCCUGUCAUUCAAAUGAGAUAUCGAACAGGAGAACUGCUGAAUCUUCGCGGCGAGAAAAUUGAUAUCAGCUUGCUUUCCACUGUCAUAUGGCAAACCGUGGCUAGUUGGCAACAAUGUACACUCGUGGAUUGGACAUGCGCAGAGAGUCCACUGAUACACGCGGACAAGGUUCCGUAUGAUAUGCACUACCUGAUCUUCGUGGAGGUUGAGGCAAAGAAAGGACAGUGUCUUACCGAAGAAGAGAAGUCACAGUUUGACCAGCUACUUCGAAAGUGCCAUGGGUUGUACGAUCAUUACAGAACAGCGGGCAACAUUGCUGCACCGCGCGUAUUCAAUGUGUGCCCAGGCUCGUUCAAGAAGUUUCAAGACUAUGUAAUUGCCAAAACGACAGCCUCAUACAACCAGUUUAAGAUGCCUCGGAAACUCCACAGAAAGGAGCUCCUGGACUACAUGAUGAGUAUGACGACUGAAUACAGAGAACCUUUCUAGAACUGCUGAUGUGGAGAGAUAAGAUUGAUCGAUUUUGAAAUCUAUACACGUACAUGUAAAAUCGCGUCAACACUUGCGCCAAGCAUUGCGUAUCCCUCAAAAUCACUUCCGGGGAGACCAAAAACGCUUCCGGCGCGAUUUUGACAGCCAAACGCAAUGCACACGUUUGUUAUGUUAAUGAGUCGAUUUGUGUGUCUGUGAAGUGCAUGAACACAUCGCGUCGAAAGGCGUCCAAUAGCAGAUUGGAUAGUUAUCUCCGGAUCCCAGCAAUAGCUGGGAUCCGGAGAUAACUAUCGCGAAUUAUAACUUCAUGUACACCUGUACAUCACUAUUAUUAUUAUUAUAUAACAGGACAUGUGGCAGUCAAUUAAAGGUUGAAAUUUUGAAACGAAAAAACUGUCAACAAAAUAGAAUCGCGAAAGUAUAAUAUGUAAAUUUAUGUAAAUGUCUUAAUUUGCUUUGAAAAUGGAUGUACACGUACAGCUGAAAUAGAUUCUCAACGGCUAUUUGUGGUGGUUGAAGUGUGCCGUGUUCAAAGUUUAUAUACACGUCAAGUAUAUAUAUGAAAGUUCACGCGGUAAUAAAUAUUGACUGUAAAUUGUUUAGUGACAAGCUCAGCGUUAAUAGAUUUGAUGACGUACCCAUCUCAAGCAAGGCAUACCGAUCAAGCAGGUUUUCCAGUGGAGUAUGGUUUACAAGUUUGGACAAGGGCAAGCCUCUUUACAAUGCAGUAUCUGCUGAACGGAAUUUGAUUGCAAGAAAUUGCUUGCCUCGAAUUGAUUUAAUAUGUCCUUUUUUCGAAAUAAAAGCUAUAAAACACUUUUAUCGAUGUUUAUAUAUUAAGAAUCCUAAAUAAAACUGUUACAAUUAUUUAAUGGCUCUGUCCAAGAGGACUC
Molecule: messenger RNA, 2990 nt
Organism: Acanthaster planci (crown-of-thorns starfish)
Lineage: Eukaryota; Metazoa; Echinodermata; Asteroidea; Valvatida; Acanthasteridae
Cellular component (GO): cytoplasm
Molecular function (GO): acid-amino acid ligase activity
Source: RefSeq, a predicted model, not a curated record